AUGACAUACCUAAAUCCGGACAAUCAGACGCACUUGGUGCGUUUCAAGGAGAGACUGCUGAUCGAUCGUCUUGUCCAGUGUAUUCAGCUCUGUGCCUACCGUCUGCCCCGUCAUGCUCCCCCCUCGACCUCAUGGACCAAGUUGCAGGCCGCCGAUUCCUCCGACAGCACCCCUUCUGUACAGCCUACUACCACCACGACCACGACCACCGCCGCCGCCAGCAACACGACCUCCUCGGAUUCAGCUGAGGCCUCUUCACCCACAAUCGUCCCCGUUGAACACCAGCCUGACCAACAAACACUGCUCACUUGCUUACUCGGCAUCUUCCGCUUCUUUGUCAAUGUUUCUCAUGGUGAGUACGCCAGCGAUCGUCUAGGCGGCUGUCCGGGCCUGCUGGAGGCCACUCUCGACUGCCUCUUUCAUUUGCCCGAGAAGUUACCGCCAAGCCGUCGCUUUGACCUCCUCGUGCUCAUUCUCUGUCUGUUGGCCAACCUGUGUGAACACUGUUCAGAGAACCGCAUCCGCCUAGUUCAUCUGGAGGUGCCCACGGAGGCCGCGAAUGUGGUAGCGGAUACGGCAUCCUCUUCUCCCCACCUGAAUGGGCAAGCAGAGACCGGAACUGCUGCCUCUGCUUCUGCCACUGCCCAGUUGGUGGAAGAGGUCGGCUACGAUGAGGAUGAAGACGCGGAGGAUUUGGACGGAGAUGGGUGUUCUCCCAAAAAACGCGUCAUGAUCUCUGCUCUGGAUGAGAUUGUCAAGGUAAGCCCCGCCUCCUCCUCCUCCUCCUCCUCCCUGUCUUUAUUACGGGCACGCUGA
Molecule: messenger RNA, 816 nt
Organism: Dibothriocephalus latus
Lineage: Eukaryota; Metazoa; Platyhelminthes; Cestoda; Diphyllobothriidea; Diphyllobothriidae
Source: the annotation of a GenBank genome assembly